Molecule: messenger RNA, 1479 nt
Organism: Drosophila erecta
Lineage: Eukaryota; Metazoa; Arthropoda; Insecta; Diptera; Drosophilidae
Product: protein ovarian tumor locus
Exons: 3
Coding region: 1-1479 (492 amino acids)
Source: RefSeq, a predicted model, not a curated record
AUGAUGUCCAAAGCACUGCAGCGUUCAGUUUCCAUUGGCAGUAAAAAGGCAUCAGACCCUAUAGAUCAGUUCUUGGAACAUCAUCGUCUCUUCCGGAAGCAUAUAAUAAUGGACACCUCAAGUUUGUUUCGCGUGUUCGCCGAGCAGGUGUACGACACCCAGAUGCUUCACUACGAAGUGAGGAUGGAGUGCGUGCGCUUUAUGUUCGGGCGAUCGAGGAGUUUCCGGCGAUUUGUGAGUGAAAACUUCGAAGAGUACCUGUGGCGGCUGGGCAAGACCAAGACGGCAGGCACCAUGCUGGAACUGAGUGCCCUGUGCCACCUGUACCGUCGGAAUGUCAUUAUCUACGAACCAUUCGAUCUGGGCCGACAGAUCACCUACAGCACGGACUACCAGGAGAACAUACGCAUCUUUGUUAACCUACAGGGGCACUUCGACUCCGUGCUGACCAUGCAGGACGUCGAUAUAGCCGCCGUUUGCCAGGCCGUGGCCUUCAAGAUGCUAUACAAGCACGUGUUCCGCCUGCCGGAUGUUAGUCUUGCUGUGGAAUGGAUGCUGUAUCCAGAGACCUUCAAACGGGGCAUUGACUUUGAGUACGACCCGCGCGGCAAUGUCAUCCGUUUGCUGUGCCGCAACGGACGGAGUUUCAAGCUGGAUCGCCCCGGAAGCACCAUUUGCUUGCUUGAUAACUACAAAUUGUGCCCGUUUCAUAAUCGCAGGCUAGAGCUGGACAUGCAGUCUCCAGACAUGUCCUGCAUGCUGGGCCUUCUGCAGCAUAAAAGGCAGCCCUUCUGCUACGUGGCAGCCAAGUCAAUGGAUCCCUAUAUGUUUCGCAACGUUGAGCUUACUAGCCUGGUCGAAGCCCGUCGCGAAGCGAGGCAAUGGGAUAUCUACACAGGCGACUACAAUUUCAAGGUUGGAGCCAAGUGCCAGGUGGAGUUGGAUACCAAUAGACGCGAUCUGCUCAGCAUUUGUUACAUCCAAUCGAUCGAUAGGAAUAGAUCCGCUUGUCAAGUGUUUAUCGAGGAGCAGGGAAAACUUGUAAGCGUGCCCUACGAUAACCUACAUCCUCUGCCGCCAGAUGAAUUCAAGGCCUGGGAUCUUGCGCGUAAGCGGCGACCCAAGCUGCCUCGACAUCUCCAUAUGAUCCGAAUGAAGAGGCAGUUUCUUCAGAUACGAAACACAUUCAGACCACAGCCACGUGGUUCAAGUCCACAAUUCGUUCCUCCCCCAAACAAUCAGAUCCCCACGGCAGCACCAAUGGCUAUUCCUCGUCCGGUUUUCCUAUCACCACCGCUCCCUCUUUUCGGGUCACCUAGAUGGAUGCAACCUAUCCGGCCGGUUAUGCCGAAUCAUCUGAUGAUUCGUCCACCGGGACCACUCGUUUUUGUCCAACCACCACGAGUUGGUCCGCCGCCUAACAUGAUGCCGAUUCCAUUUGUUGUACACAACUCACCAUCGGUGUUUGAAUCUGUUUAG